This is a messenger RNA of Closterium sp. NIES-65, 1158 nucleotides long. The record is from the annotation of a GenBank genome assembly. NCBI's taxonomy places the organism in Eukaryota, Viridiplantae, Streptophyta, Zygnematophyceae, Desmidiales, Closteriaceae.
AUGAGUGUCCUGUCCACAAGUCUUGACCCACAGAAUUGUCUUGUACUGCCUCCUGCUGACGCGAGCUCCUUCUCAACCCUUGUUUCGGCCCCUCAGGAGGCCAGAGCAGCAGCCAAGACAGCACGAGGCGAGCACUGGGCGAUUCAGAUCUCCAACGUCGCCAAUAUCGUCCUCUUCAUUGUCAAGGUGGCGGCGUCCAUAGAGUCAGGCAGUCUGUCGAUCAUAGCGUCGACGCUUGACUCGCUGCUGGACCUGCUGUCGGGCUUCAUCCUCUGGUACACCGCCCGCUCCAUGCGCCGCCACAACCCCUACAAGUACCCCAUCGGCAAGGCGCGCAUGCAGCCCCUGGGCAUCAUAGUGUUUGCAUCCAUCAUGGCCACUCUCGGCUUCCAAGUGCUGCUGGAGGGCGUCAGGCGCCUCACUGACUCGUCCGCGGUGGGGCUGGGCAGCGAGUGGCAGGUGUAUGUGGCGAUCAUGCUGUUCGUGAUUGCAGUAAAAUCCGCACUCUACUUCUAUUGCCGCAUCUUCACAGGAAACGACAUCGUCAUGACAUACGCUCAGGACCAUUUCUUUGACGUGGUGACCAACACAGUGGGGCUGGCGGCUGCUGUGCUCGCAGGUGCCGUUGCCUGGUGGAUCGACCCUGUCGGCGCCAUUCUGCUCGCCCUAUACACCAUGAUCAACUGGGGCCGCACGGUCCUGGAAAACGUCAACUCGCUCACGGGCCGGUCGGCACCGCCCGAGUUUCUGCAGAAGAUAACGUACCUGUGCUGGAACCACCACGAGGCCAUCCUGGCUAUCGACACCGUGCGUGCCUACACCUUCGGCACACUCUACUUCACGGAGGUGGACGUUGUGCUGCCCCGGGACAUGCCUCUCGAGGAGACGCAUGACAUAGGCGAGUCGCUUCAGAACAAGCUGGAGCGAUUACCAGAGAUUGAGCGAGCGUUUGUGCAUUUGGAUUACGAGGAGACGCAUGACAUAGGCGAGUCGCUUCAGAACAAGCUGGAGCGAUUACCGGAGAUAGAGCGUGCGUUCGUGCAUUUGGAUUACGAGGUGGAGCACAGGCCGGAGCACCACCAGCACUCCUCCUUCCCCGCUCCACCCGCUGCACCCACCAUCACAACCCUCCCUCCUCCGGACACCCCCACUGGAUGA